Messenger RNA from Vespula pensylvanica (western yellowjacket), 2365 nucleotides. Its product is annotated as sodium-dependent neutral amino acid transporter B(0)AT3. The record is from RefSeq and is a predicted model, not a curated record. NCBI's taxonomy places the organism in Eukaryota, Metazoa, Arthropoda, Insecta, Hymenoptera, Vespidae. The transcript is spliced from 12 exons. Bases 123 to 2228 code for a protein of 701 amino acids. Gene Ontology annotation, cellular component: membrane. Gene Ontology annotation, biological process: sodium ion transmembrane transport.
AGAAAAAAAGAGAAAGAAAGAGAGAGAGAGAGAGAGAGAGAGAGAGAGAGAGAGAGAGAGAGACAAACAGGAGAAAAUAAAAAGAGAUAAAAAACGACUAAAAUAAAGAGAAGAUUAGAAGAAUGGUCGUGAAAUCUGAAAGCACGAGGAACGGUCACGAGCUGGCUCCUCUAAACGAUGAUCGUCAACCUCCUCACAACGUGACCAUUGUGGUUUCCGGAAAUCAAAAUGCCUCGGCUGUCAAUCCGGAACCAAGAACGGAAGAUAACAGAGCAGCAUGGAGCGGAAAGAUGCAGUUUUUCCUGAGCAUCAUUGGUUACAGUGUCGGUCUUGGCAAUAUAUGGAGGUUUCCAUAUUUAUGCCAACAAAAUGGGGGCGGUGCCUUUCUUAUACCAUUUUUCGUGAUGCUCAUCCUCGAAGGCGUGCCCUUAUUUCUGAUCGAGUUGGGUCUUGGACAACGAAUGCGACAAGGUGCCCUUGGCGUUUGGAACACGAUACAUCCCUGGUUAGGCGGUAUAGGAAUAGCCUCCUGCAUCGUCACAUUCUUCGUUGCACUUUAUUACAACGUCAUUAUCACCUGGUGCUUCUUCUACCUCUUCAACUCUCUCGAGGCAGUCACAAUUAAAUUCGGCGCGCCACUGCCGUGGGCGAAGUGCCCGGAGGUCGACGAGAUACCGGUAGAAGAAUGUGUCAAGAGCUCUGAGACCGCUUACUUUUGGUACAGAACCACUCUGGAUGCGGCACCGUCGAUCGAGGAUGGCCAAUCUCUCAAGUGGUGGAUCGUUCUGUGCCUUCUACUCAGUUGGAUCGUUGUCUUCUUUAUCGUCAUGAAGGGGAUACAAUCAUCGGGCAAGGUAGUUUAUUUUACCUCGAUGUUCCCCUACCUCGUACUCACGAUCUUCUUCGUUCGUGGAAUAACUUUGAAAGGUGCUAGUGCUGGGUUAGCACACAUGUAUACGCCAAAGGUCGAGAAAUUAUUGGAGCCUACCGUCUGGCUUGACGCAGCUACUCAAGUCUUCUAUAGCUUUGGAUUAGCUUUUGGUUCCUUGAUCGCAUUUGGAAGCUACAAUACACCCGACAACAAUUGCGUCAGGGACGUGAUUCUGGUGAGCGUGUGCAACGCGUUUACCGCCAUUUACGCGAGCGUUGUCAUUUUCGCCAUUUUGGGGUUCAAGGCGAUGUCGAAUGUGGACAAGUGCCUGGAAAGCAAUAAGAUCUCGCUGAUCAAGAAUGGUUUGCUAUUUGAAAACUCGACGACGGACGAUUACGAAAACGUUGUCAAUACGUUCAACAGUUUGACUACGAAUUUGACCUUGGAUAGAUGUAGUAUGAGCGAACAACUGAAUAACGCUGCCGAAGGUACUGGAUUGGCUUUUAUAAUCUUCACUCAAGCGAUCGUCGAGCUUCCAGGUGCGCCAUUUUGGUCCUGUAUAUUCUUCCUAAUGCUUUUGGCCCUUGGACUUGGCUCACAAAUUGGUAUUAUGGAAGGAAUGUUGUGCGUCAUCUUUGACAUUGAUCUUUUCAAGAGAAUAAAGAAGCAGUAUAUAACAGGCGUAGUAUGUAUCGUUUGUUUCUUCGUCGGCCUCAUCUUCUGUACCGGUGCAGGAGAAUACUGGUUGAAAAUGUUCGACAGCUUUGCUGGUACCAUUGGCCUCGUUAUGGUCGCACUUAUGGAAAUGAUAUCGGUCAUCUUUGUCUACGGCCACGAAAAAUUCACGAAAGACAUCGAAGAAAUGACAGGCUACAGGCCAGGUAUUUACUGGCAAGUUACAUGGAGAUUUCUCGCGCCUAUAAUUAUGGUCGGCAUACUGAUCUCUAGUAUCGCUUCUAUGUUCAUCAAGAAACCAGAAUAUUCAGCAUGGAACGCAACGUUGGGUAUAGCAGUAUCUACGGCUUAUCCAGGCUGGGUCUUAGCGAUCGCAGCUUGUAUAAUCGUAGCCGGUAUCGCACCGAUACCAAUCGUUUUUCUACUUAGAGUAUUCCAAUGCGUGAAACUCGACGUGGACAUUCAUCAGGGUAGCAUUCGUCGAAUCGACACGACCGUAUCAACGAAGGAAAUGAUGGGUGACGUUGAUUUGGACGAAUAUCACGAUCGUUUAGAAGAUUUUCCCGAAGAGGACGAGGACGUUAACAGCGACGACGACAACAAUAGUGCACCGCCUAUAACAAAGAUGGUUCCCAAUAAGCUUCAGGGUAGAGCUUUCAAAAUGGAAGCAAUGGAAUUUUGAACGCGUCACAUUUAGGGAGCGUUCCUUACGUUUUAUUACAAACAAACGAAAAAAAAAUAAAAAAGAGAAAGAAGGAAAGAAAGAAAGAAGGAAAGAAGGAAAGGUGGAAGCAAGGAAGGAAGGAAGGAAGGAAGGAA